AUAUAUUAAAAAGGAAAAAAAAACACGGCGUUUCAUUUUUUUCCUCCCAUUAUUUUUAAUUAAUUAUUCCAGGCGAUGAGAUGAGAAAGAGGCAAUCAGGACCUGGUGAUGGCGUUUUGUUUCGGACCUUUCUAGGACUCUCCGAUAACCGGACCCGCUAGCACCCGGCGUCAGCUUUUGGACCGGCUUUUUCCUCUUCUCUUCCUCGGGCCACGGUUUUUGCUAAGGUUACUUCGAUGGUGACCAAUGAUUAUAUUACCAUGAACGGGAACGGGUCUAGCAAGAGGGCAGAAGAGUUCAUCAAGAGGUACCACAAACUCGAGGUUAAAGAAAAUCAGUGCAGCUCUUCGCUCGUUAAACACAUCAAAGCUCCUGUUCACCUGGUUUGGUCAUUAGUUAGGAGGUUUGAUCAACCGCAGAAGUACAAACCAUUUGUUAGCAGGUGUGUUGUGCAGGGGGACCUUCAGGUUGGAAGUGUUAGAGAAGUAAAUGUUAAGUCAGGUUUGCCGGCGACAACUAGCACUGAAAGGUUAGAGUAUCUAGAUGAUGAUGAGCACAUCUUGAGCAUGACAAUUGUCGGAGGAGAUCACAGGUUGAAGAACUACUCAUCCAUUGUUACAGUCCAUCCUGAGGUCAUUGAUGGCAGACCAGGAACGUUGGUGAUCGAGUCUUUUGUGGUGGAUGUACCGGAUGGGAACACCAAGGAUGAAACAUGCUACUUCGUUGAGGCACUGAUCAAGUGCAACCUCAAGUCAUUGGCUGAUGUUUCAGAGCGUUUGGCUGUUCAGGAUCGCACCGAGCCAAUCAAAAGAAUGUGAAUAAUCUGGGUCCCUCUUAGCAGCAUCAAGGUUGUUGUGUGUGUGAAUAAUCUGGGUCCCUCUUAGGAGCAUCAAGGUUGUUGUGUGUGAUGAGUGAAGAACUGUUAUUAUUAGAAGCUGAGUAGACGGUUCGGGCUACCUUGGGUUAGAGUCAACUCCUAUUUUCUUAAUACUUCAUGCAUCCUCUUCUUACUAGAACAUUAUAAUUAGGUGUGUUGUGUUGAUAGUAGCUGACAAUUAAGCUACACCUUCGGCCUACAGAUUUCUUAAAUGAAGAAACAUUUCAGAAA
Messenger RNA from Gossypium raimondii (Peruvian cotton), 1108 nucleotides. Its product is annotated as abscisic acid receptor PYL8. The transcript has 3 exons. Gene Ontology annotation, biological process: abscisic acid-activated signaling pathway. Lineage: Eukaryota; Viridiplantae; Streptophyta; Magnoliopsida; Malvales; Malvaceae. The record is from RefSeq and is a predicted model, not a curated record. The coding region runs from base 237 to 818 and encodes 193 amino acids. Gene Ontology annotation, cellular component: nucleus; cytoplasm. Gene Ontology annotation, molecular function: protein phosphatase inhibitor activity; abscisic acid binding; signaling receptor activity.